Spinacia oleracea (spinach) is the source of this 2489-nucleotide messenger RNA. Its product is annotated as GTP-binding protein BRASSINAZOLE INSENSITIVE PALE GREEN 2, chloroplastic. Gene Ontology annotation, molecular function: GTP binding. The coding region runs from base 493 to 2274 and encodes 593 amino acids. Gene Ontology annotation, cellular component: mitochondrion. The record is from RefSeq and is a predicted model, not a curated record. Lineage: Eukaryota; Viridiplantae; Streptophyta; Magnoliopsida; Caryophyllales; Amaranthaceae. The transcript has 3 exons.
CUUAAAUUGCUAGAGUUAAUGGUCUUGAUUUUUGGCUUUGGAGUCUUUUAGCUGGCUGUAACGGUUGUCCUCUUAAGGCUAUUUAUAGUCUUGACGACUGUAGUCUUUUCCUCAUUCAGUAAUCAUAAUCAAAACAAAAAACUUGCUUGUUAGCAAACAGAUAUUGUUAAUAUUCAAAACAGGUCUUUUGAGUAUUAUUUCGUUCUGUCUCAAUAGGUCUUGAGUUCGUUCGCCAUUGAUGAAUUAUAGGUCUAAUUCGUCAAAUAUCGCUUCCGCAUUUUUAAUUCGCAUCACCAAGUCACCAACGCCACCUGCGCUGCAACCACCCAACACAACCACUGGUAUUUUUUGUAUUUUGUUUUCAGGGAAGAACCGCUGGUAUUCUACAAGAGAAGCAAUUAAGCAAAUUAAAGACCAAAAUGGCCACCCGCCUGCCAUGAAAGCUUAGUUAAAAAGGUCUGUUUUUGUUGUUGUGUCUUCAUUUGUAGCGAAAUGUUAGCUCGAAAUCUCCAUUCAUCAAAGAAGCUUAAACGCUUGCUUUCUAUUUAUCACUUCAAUUCAUCUUACCAUUUUGCUUCAAAGUUUUCAUCAUCUUCUUCUUGCAAUUCUUUUUCAACUGUAGUUACACCAACAACUCAUAGUUCAAACCCUUGUUUUCAAAACCCUGUUCUUCAAUUUCUACCAUGUUCAUCUUUUGCAUUGCAGAUUAUCAAAAACUUUUCAGCACAAUCUGUGCAAAACCCAUCUCUGAAUUUGAUAAGAGAAGGUAAUUUUGAUGAAUUUGCAUCUCGAACCCAGCACAUUUGCCCUGGUUGUGGUGUUCAUAUGCAGGGCUUAGACCCUAAAAUGCCUGGGUUUUAUGUUAAGCCUGCUACUAAAAACCCAGAUUACAAAUUGUCCAUUAGUCGAAAAUUUGUAAUUGAUGAACCUGAUGUAUCCAAUUCCCUCAAAAGGGGUGAUCUUAGCGAGUUUGUAGAUUCCCAAAACCCUCCCUUAAACCCUAAGUUGUCAGAGAAGCCGGUUGUUUGUGCGAGGUGUCAUUCUUUAAGGCAUUAUGGCAGGGUUAAAGAUGCUAGUCUGGAAAACUUACUGCCAGAUUUUGAUUUUAAUCAUACUCUUGGUAAGAAGCUGGCUUCUGCCGAUGGGGUUAGGUCAGUGGUUUUGAUGGUUGUUGAUGCAGGGGACUUUGAUGGGACGUUCCCCAAAAAGGUUGCCAAGCUGGUUUCAGCUACCAUUGAUGAGAAUAUGAUGGCUUGGAAGGAAGGGAAGCCAGCGAAUCUUCCUAGAAUGGUGUUGGUGUUGUCCAAGCUUGAUUUGUUACCGAGUUCGUUAUCCCCCACUCGGUUGGAGCAUUGGAUUAGGCAAAGGGCUCGGGAGGGUGGGGCGAAUAAGUUGACCAGCGUGCAUAUGGUUAGUGCGGUGAGAGAUUGGGGUGUGAAGAAUUUGAUUGAGGAUGUGACGAAAUUGGUUGGGCCAAGGGGAAAUGUGUGGGCAAUAGGGGCUCAAAAUGCCGGGAAAUCUACAUUGAUCAAUGCAAUAGGGAAGCAUGUAACUGGGAAAAAUGCACCUAUAACUGAGGCACCUGUACCUGGGACAACAUUGGGGAUAAUUAGGUUGGAAGGAAUCUUUCCUGGAAAGACGAAGUUGCUUGAUACACCGGGGCUACUACAUCCACAUCAUAUAGCUACUAGGUUGACAAGGGAUGAACAGAAGCUCGUGCAGAUUAACAAGGAGCUGAAGCCAAGGACUUACAGGAUCAAGGUUGGUCAAACAAUUCAUAUAGCUGGGCUUGCAAGGCUAGAUGUUGAAGAAUUGUCUGCAGAGUCCGUUUAUGUUACUGUAUGGGCUUCCCCCCUUUUACCAUUGCAUAUGGGAAAAACUGAGAAUGCUGAUAGAAUGCUAACAGAUCAUUUUGGUCGACAGUUACAGCCGCCAGUAGGAGAGGAUCGUGUGAAAGAGCUUGGUAGCUGGUUGAGACGGGAAUUUCAGAUAACGGGAAGUAGUUGGGACUCGAGUGCUGUUGAUAUCGCUGUUGCUGGUGUUGGGUGGUUUUCCAUUUGCAUAAAAGGAGAGGCAACCAUCAGUGCUUGGACUUACGAUGGAGUUGAUGUUAUUCUUCGGAAUUCGCUGCUUCCUCAAAGAGCACAACAGUUUGAAGUUGCUGGAUUUAGUGUCUCAAAACUUGUUGCAGAGGCAGACAAAACAUCCAACAAACUGAAAUCUCAAAGGAAAGAGAAAACACACCCUGCUCCAAUCCCAAUUCUGAAAUCCUAAACUUGUACUCUAAUUUUUGUUUUUAGUUUAUGGUUUUGUCGGCGGUAAAAUUAAAGGCUUUUUUUAUACAUAAAAUCUUAAUCCGUUUAACAAGACUUUUUUUCUUAUUAGUUUAAUAUAAACUUUUAUAUAAGGCGGUCUUAAAAGACCACCUUGGUGUCGUAUAAGUUAAACAAUAAAACCAAUUAGUUAAGCACUUAAAGUGGUCUUUUCGA